ACCAAGUCCACCUUGAGCCCUCAAGUCACUCGUCGCCGCAUACCUUCCGCACCUCUACACCCUUCCAUCCACCGCCAUGCCGCCACGCCCCAGGCGUUCAAUGGCAAAAGCCUCUCCAGUGCGGCCCUCCCGCAGCCGUGUCGUCAAGGACGAGCCCGACACGCCCAAGACGGAUGUUGACGAGGCCGAGCAAAUGGACCUUGACGACGACGACGAACCUGGUCCGUCCCGGCGCGGCAGUGCUCGCAAGCCCAAGGCCACCAAACGGCGAGUUAAGACUGAAUCGGACUCGGAUGACGAGGUCGUGUCAAAGUCGAGCCGCAGACGAAGCACGAAGCAGGUGUCAUACAGAGAAAUUCCCGUCGAGGAAGUCGCACCGGAGGAGUCGGAGGAUGAGGAAGACGAUGAGGAAGACGAAGAUGAUGAGCCGGUCGUUUCUACGCCGCGCCGCCGUGGCCGCGCGCAAAAGGAGAAAGAUGGCGGUGACAAACCGUACAAGCGUGAGCCAGGAUCUGGCAGCGGUCGGGGCGGUUUUAGCAUCAAGGGUGCGGCGGCGGCGGCCGCACGCGCACGUUGGGAUAAAGUGCGCAGAGAAAAGCUCGAGCGGGGCGAGGAUCCCGAGGCGCCGAAGCAGCGUGCAUCGGCACCCAUCAAGAAGGAUCCUCGCGGCGCGCUCGAGAAUGUCAUCAAGGGGCAAGUGUACACCAUCAAGGGUGUCGAGUACACGGCCGGCGAGGACGAGCUCAUACUCCCUGAGAACGAGAAAGGGAACACCAAGGUCGACUCCGAGGGGCGCCUGCUCGGUGGCCGCGAGUACAAGCUGGUCACCUUCACCUCACCUUCCCGCGGCAGCCCAGACCGCGUAUAUGCGUUGACGAUUGACGCGGCGCGCGCGUGUGGGUAUACGGACUCGCUGGCGUUCCUGCGUCGUUGCCCACAGCUCGUCAAGUUGUCGUGCAACCCGGAUGAGCGCGAGAUGCUCAUCAACGUGGGCCGCAUCACUGGCAACCUCAAGCACCGCGCGGUGACAAUGGUGGCGAUGCGUAACGUGUUCAAGCUUAUGGGCGCGCGGCUAGUGAAGAACGGCAAGUGGGUCGACGACGACUAUGACGAGGAGCGCGCCGUGGUCGACUGCGAAGCGAACGGGUGGACACCCCAUGGGCCGGUGCUGGACCAGGAGCUUGCUGUGAACCAGUACCCUUCAGCUGGCGGACCUGGGCGCCCUGCAGCAAACGCGGGCAUUCUCGCCGAUGCGAUGGCGAGCAAGUCAUCACUGGGCUCAUGGUACAAUGUCGGUGGCUUCACAACGCAGUUUGGCGGCAAUGGCGCCGACCCAUGGAGCGAGCUUCAUGCCAAGCGGGGCAAGUUGCGUCAGCUGGGCGUGACUGAGGAGGACUGGAUUCUGCGGACGGCCGAGGACGCUCGGCGCAUCGACGAGACGCUGCGCGGGUAUCGCGAGGAGCGCCUGAACGCGCUCAAGGGCUCUGAUGCCCUGCGCGGAUGGCACUACGUCGCUGAGCAGCGCUCUGCCGGUGAGAUAAAGGAGGAGAAGGAAGAGAAAGAGGAGAAGGAGGAGCCGAAGCAUCCGCUCGCGACGGAGAUUACAGCCGAGCCGCCAAGUGAGCCUUUGAGUCCUGCGCCUCCCGAGAAUCCGACCUCCGAGGCGCUCGGCGAACUCAACAAGCUUUCUGAGGUGGACAAGAAUCCCGGCGGCAAGAUUGUGUACGAGACGGACAGGGAGACGAAGUACGGCCGACUGAAGAUGGAGAAGUGGGUUCCUGGGACUGUGUAUGCUGCCUAUGAGCCCCACACGCAGAUGCCGCAUGUGCCACUGCGCACGCAGCCCACAACAGCGCACGAGGAGCGCGUCUCGAUUAUGCCAUGGAUCGGGUUGAACGGAUCAGCCAAACCGGCACUCUUGCCUGGCUACUCGUCCGUGGAGGUGGUGUUCGACCCGUCGGCACCAACGGAGGACUCGUUCCUCGCCUUUGGCGACGGGACACGUGGGCCGGAGGCCAUCAAGCGCCACCGCGCGCUCAUCGAGGAGGCUGAGACCUGGGAGCGCGAGUCGCGCGCCAAGCGCCGCCGCUCGACGGCCGCCUCGGCUACGCCUGCCUCGUAGUAGGCUCGCUUGUGCGUGCCGAGAUCGGCUGAACCAGGGGUACAAAGAUUAGGCAGAUACACAUCGAUAUGCAUACAACCGUUGUAUUUUAC
Molecule: messenger RNA, 2214 nt
Organism: Cutaneotrichosporon oleaginosum
Lineage: Eukaryota; Fungi; Basidiomycota; Tremellomycetes; Trichosporonales; Trichosporonaceae
Source: RefSeq, a predicted model, not a curated record